Nicotiana tabacum (common tobacco) is the source of this 1555-nucleotide messenger RNA. RefSeq lists its product as uncharacterized. NCBI's taxonomy places the organism in Eukaryota, Viridiplantae, Streptophyta, Magnoliopsida, Solanales, Solanaceae. The record is from RefSeq and is a predicted model, not a curated record.
CGGGUGGCCCAAGAUAGGGACGAUAAAGAAAGGCCCAGUGUUUGGAACUCAAAGGUAAAUAUUCUAUUGUGGAGCGGACAGGACGGGGACACAACCUCAAUAUUCACGUCGCCGCCGUCGCUUCUCCGGUCUAGGUUUCCGAUCAUGAGCUCGUCCUCCGAUCAACUUCCGCCACUUACACUUCGCACUGUUUCUAUAUCAUACUCCGAACUCAGGGACAGAAACGCUGAUUUAUCGGCAAAAAUAGAACAAGGUUUUGGGCCAAAUGGUUUUGGAAUUCUCUCCAUAUCAGAGGUUCCAGGUUAUUCAUUAUGGCGUAAGAAUCUCCUCCAACUUGGGCCCAGGUUAGCCAACCUUCCCGAAGAUGUGAAAAUGGAACUUGAAGACCCUAAUAGUAGGUAUAAUUUUGGAUGGAGUCAUGGAAAAGAAAAACUCGAAUCAGGAAAAUUAGAUCUUUUAAAAGGAUCUUUCUAUGCAAAUCCAAUACUAGAUGUACCUACAACAGAGCAAUCCUUAAUUGAACGGUAUCCAUCAUAUUGCGGGUCAAAUAUUUGGCCUCGUAAGGUUUUGCCCGAAUUGGAAACAGCAUUUAAAACCCUUGGAAAGUUGAUACUUGAUGUAGGAUUGCUCUUAGCUUAUCAUUGUGAUCGCUAUGCAAUGCUAGAGGGUACUGAAGGCGGACUUGAACGUACACUAGUUCGCUCUAGAUGUCAUAAAGGUCGUUUUCUUUACUAUUUUCCAGCGCAGCAUGGGCAACGGACUGCUGAUGCCCAUGAUUCCAUGUCAUCAUGGUGCGGAUGGCAUACAGAUCAUGGUUCACUUACAGGUCUUACACGUGGCAUGUUUUCGAGAAAUGGUGUAGGAGUAGUUUGCCCUGAUAGUGCUGCUGGCCUUUACAUAAGAACGCGAACAGGUGAAAUAGUUAAAGUGGAGUAUGGGGAGGAUGAAAUAGCAUACCAAAUAGGUGAAACAACUGAGAUCCUCUCAAGUGGUCGGCUUUGUGCGACACCACAUUGUGUUCGGGCACCACAGGGUGAGGGUGAUGCUGCAGCUGGUGUUGAUCGUACAACGUUUGCAUUAUUUAUGCAACCUGAUUGGGACCAAAAGCUUAAUUUUCCAGAGGAGUUGCAUAUUCAUCAGGAAUUGAUUCAAUCCAAUCGAUCUCUUACUUUUGGAGAAUACACUGAGAAGCUCCUUGACAAGUACUACCACCUCAAGAUGUAAAAAUAGUUGUUAUGAGAGUAGAUUUGAAAAGCUCCUUCACUCUGAUCUAGUCUAGGAUAGAUACAUCGAGCAAUAUGCACUAUGCAGACACUUGCUUAUAAUUGCGAAGGUGAUCUUCUGAACUGGGGUUUCGACAUUCUGAUAAAGACAGGAGAAAAAAGGUCAAUGUAGUACAAGUUCUUGUCCUCCUUACAAUAGCUAGUUGAUUAGGUCUUGGUAAAUCAUUCUUUCAACACCUUCAUGUACUCGAAAGAACCAUAUUUUGAUGUAUAUGUGGAACAGUAGCAAUUGGUUUACCAAAACUAAAACUCUGUUCUUGAGCUUCUAUCAA